Molecule: messenger RNA, 2154 nt
Organism: Mizuhopecten yessoensis (Yesso scallop)
Lineage: Eukaryota; Metazoa; Mollusca; Bivalvia; Pectinida; Pectinidae
Product: E3 ubiquitin-protein ligase ARIH2-like
Exons: 3
Coding region: 319-1242 (307 amino acids)
Biological process (GO): negative regulation of protein phosphorylation; positive regulation of proteasomal ubiquitin-dependent protein catabolic process; protein polyubiquitination
Cellular component (GO): endoplasmic reticulum; cytosol; cytoplasm
Molecular function (GO): ubiquitin conjugating enzyme binding; zinc ion binding; ubiquitin protein ligase activity
Source: RefSeq, a predicted model, not a curated record
AAAUAAAGGAAAUAGUAAUAGUGCCCGAGUGUUAGCCUGUCACGGGUAUUACCGUUACCAUGGAAAUAAACCGUUCUACGUGAAAAGGUGUACUGGGCUGUCGAUGAUGUUACGUCAAGAAUGAGUACCUUUAGUUCGUAGUGUAUAUGACCGACAAUAGGAACGAUGUCAUGGUACAUAGGAAUUUUAAGACAUGAAUAAUCAUUUCAGCCUGCUUACGUAUCCAAUGUUUGUGUAAACACACGUCUGCUCAGUGGCAACUUUCGGUUUAAAUUUACUUUGUACAACACAGGUUUAACCGUGAAGAGUCAUUCCAAUAUGGCGGGGAGAUUUUUAAGACUGAGUGAAUCAACGGUCCAGAGUGCUAGAUUUACAGGGGGUAACACUGUGACGGAAGCAAAGAUGACCGUAGCCGAAGUGCUUCGGGAGGACAAGAAUAAUAUCGAUAUAGUAGAAAAAGGCGCCAUUGUGGACGGAAUUAGAUUGGUGAAGGACAUGGAGAGCCCCCUACACGUGGUAGUCCACAAUUCCGACAGACAACUUCCUUAUUGGCGCCAAACAGAGGAGAAGGACAUUGUGAACCCGUGGGAGGAGGAACCGCGAUGUCUGAUGUCAUGUGGCCACGCCCUCACCCCUGACAAUCUGUACGGAUACUGCUGGAGUCAGCUCACAGAACAAACGUCAUCCUUCCGGUGCUUUGCUGACGUCAACAGUCGACGCUGCGACUGGGAAUGGUUUUUCCCGGAAGUGGCAGAAAACGCAUGCUUGUCAAAGGACGAACGUAUUUUGUUUGAAUCGCGCAUCAACCGGAACUGGGUAAAUUUGUCAGCGGGAGUUCGUGAGUGUCCAUUUUGUCGUUGCGUGUGCGAACGACAGAAACCCGACGAUCCACACGUGCUGUGUGUGUACUGUCAGAACGCUGGCGAACCUAAUUGUCAUUUCUGCUGGUAUUGUCUAUAUCCUUGGAAGGAUCACCAUAGCUGCACCAAAGAUUCCGCACGACAGAUACUCAGUACCUGCCCACGUAAAGAAAUAGUGAAAGUGACCGGCUGUCCAUCCAUUCGCGCAUGCCCAGGCUGUAAAAUUUUGAUCGAACACAAAGAUCAGUGUAAGCACAUGGACUGUCGUAACUGUAAGACCAGCUUCUGUUUCAUCUGUCUAGAGGUCAGAGGUCAACGGGGCUUUUCGUGUGGCUCUUAUAACACCAAGUGCGCCGUUGCAACAAUACAAACUGUGACGUAAACAAUGUGCCAAGCAUUGGAUUGAGCUAUAACACGUUGUGGUGUUCCAGAAACCGUUGUUAUAUAUGUGUUGAUAUAUAAUAUUUGACACCGGUGUAGAGAAAAGGAAAUGAUCCUGUAUCAGAGUUAAUUAAAUUAAAUUUAAUGCUUUUUUCACAACAAAUUUAAUGUGAUUACAUAGUAGCAGUAAUUUAUUAGCAUGGUCGUUUAACGUCGCUGAGUAAGUACCCAUGCCUACGUACGUUAUUGUUUGUAUCCGAUAAGGAAGUAGUACUAGUACAAUGUGGUAGAUUUAUUCAAUGUCUAAUUCUUAGCUGGCCGUUUAACUGGACUCUGUUUUAUAGAGUUAUUAGGUAUGACCUAAUGAUGUUUUAGUGAUACUAUUUACAUUUCCACUGCGUGUUCCUCUUUAAGCAUUACCAGAUGAAAUUGCCUUCAUAGAGCAAUGAAGGCAGUUUGAUUAGUGAGUCAUUUGAAGCUUUCCUCUAACCACGAUUAACAUGAGACUACUGUUAGAAUCAAACAUUUUAAUGACUGACGUUAGGCUGUUCCAGGAAAUUUGUUUGCUCUGACGACACAGACCGAAAAUGUAAAGGAAUGUAUAUUUAGGUGAAUAAUAAGAAAAUAUUUAGAAUGUAAAUGUAAGGAUUUAACAGCAUCCUGUUCAAUGGUCAUGCUGGUAUGAACUCAAAUCAGUUACAUACAUAUGUAUCAUGAAGCCCUAUCGAGCUUCACGGAAUAUAUAUGUAACCGAGUUGCGGUCAUACCGGCAUGAAAUUGAAAAGAAAUGCAGUUCAAUCCUUAUAAACACAGUGUCCUUGUCCACACUACAAUUUCCUACAUAAACAUAAAUUAUGUAAACUUUGCUUGUUGUUUUACCUUUCCGAUUACUCAGUAAAAUGUGUUGAAAUCA